Messenger RNA from Trametes versicolor FP-101664 SS1, 1549 nucleotides. RefSeq names its product alpha-galactosidase. Gene Ontology annotation, molecular function: hydrolase activity, hydrolyzing O-glycosyl compounds. Bases 10 to 1320 code for a protein of 436 amino acids. NCBI's taxonomy places the organism in Eukaryota, Fungi, Basidiomycota, Agaricomycetes, Polyporales, Polyporaceae. The transcript is spliced from 11 exons. The record is from RefSeq and is a predicted model, not a curated record. Gene Ontology annotation, biological process: carbohydrate metabolic process.
UCUGACAUCAUGACGCUCUCACUCCUCGCGCUCACGCUUGCGCUGCCCGCGGUACUUGCGCUCGACAAUGGCCUCGCGCGGACGCCCCAGAUGGGUUGGAACACCUGGAACCACUUCGGGUGCGGGAUCAGCGAGGACACCAUCCUCAGUGCUGCGAAGGCGAUGGUCUCCAACAACCUGACUGCCUUUGGCUAUGAGUAUGUCAUCAUGGACGACUGUUGGCACGCGGCUGCCCGAGACCCCGACACGGGCGCGCCUGUUGCGGAUGCCACAAAGUUCCCGAACGGGAUCAAGGCGCUCGCCGACGAGGUGCACGGGCUGGGUCUUAAGUUUGGGAUUUACAGCAGCGCCGGAACCUAUACCUGUGGCGGAAGGUUCGGGUCGCUCGACCAUGAGGAGAUCGACGCGCAGACGUACGCGUCGUGGGGGGUCGACUACCUCAAGUACGACAACUGCUUCAACGAGGGCCGCGCCGGGACCCCGAAGAUCUCCUAUGAUCGGUUCAAUAACAUGAGUCGUGCCCUGAACGCGACUGGCCGGCCCAUUCUGUACUCGAUGUGCAACUGGGGUGAGGACGGCCCCUGGAACUUUGCAGUGGAUAUUGCCAACAGCUGGCGUAUCUCUGGGGACAUCCACGAUGACUUCGACCGUUUCGAUGACCGCUGCCCGUGCACGGAUAUUCUGGAUUGCAAGCUCCCUGGCUUCCACUGCGCCAUGUCGCGCAUCAUCGACUUCGCUGCACCGGUCGGGCAGAAGGCCGGUGCCGGCAAAUGGAACGACCUCGACAUGCUCGAGGUGGGCAACGGGGGCAUGACCUUCGAUGAAUACGUCACGCACUUCUCCAUGUGGGCACUCGUGAAGAGCCCGCUUAUCCUCGGAAACGACGUGACCGAUAUGACCAACGAGACCCUGUCAAUCAUUACGAACGACGCGCUCAUCGCCGUCAACCAAGACUCCAACGGCUCCCCCGCGAACCGCAUCUGGAAGCGCACAGUUGCCGAAGGCGGUGAUCUGCAGCUCUGGUCCGGCAGCCUCGCGAACAACCAAUUCGUCUUCGCGCUCAUGAACACCUCGCCGAACGCGCAGACCGUGAACGUGUCCUUCGCGGACGUGUUCGUCGACCAGGGCGCCGCGUUCGCCGCCGGGACGUUCACGCUCUACGAUCUCUGGCAGAAGGACGACGCGGGCGCGUGGGGGAAGAGCCUCGGGGACUUCUCCGGGAGCGUGCCGAGCGUGGAGGUCGGCACGCACCAGACGAAGGUGUGGAAGGCGGUGCCGAAGUCGACGAACGCGCGGAGGCGCGACAGGCGGGACUUAUGACUCGUGCCAGUGGCAUUAGCUUUGGGCGUGGUGGUGGGCGGGGGCGCGAUGGCGUGGUUUACCAGGUUCCGGAAGGAGGAGAAAAGGAGGGUGGAUCUGAAGAAGACUUUGUAGCUCCCGAGCUUUGAAAACUUGACACUGAAUCGCGCUGGAUUUUGUAGGUUACCGUCGGAUGUGAUGUACUUGUCGUUGUACUACUCUUCGCUCUCCUUAUAUCUUGCUGUACGCC